Molecule: messenger RNA, 3518 nt
Organism: Equus caballus (horse)
Lineage: Eukaryota; Metazoa; Chordata; Mammalia; Perissodactyla; Equidae
Gene: CLCN1
Product: chloride voltage-gated channel 1
Biological process (GO): transmembrane transport; chloride transport
Cellular component (GO): plasma membrane
Molecular function (GO): voltage-gated chloride channel activity
Source: RefSeq, a predicted model, not a curated record
CAUGCUGCCCCAGACGCCUUGGGGACAGGCGAGAGGACAGGCUUAAGGAGCUGUAUUGUGGGGAGGACUGGGGCAAGCAGGCCAAGGCCUGGCCAGGGGAGGGAGCAUGGAGCCAUCUGAGUCCCAGAGGCGUAGGGGCGAACAAAGCUGGUGGGGUAGUGCCCCCCAGUACCAGUAUAUGCCCUUUGAACACUGCACCAGCUACGGACUGCCCUCUGAGAAUGGGGGCCUUCAGCACAGGCUCUGGAGGGAUGCAGGCCACCAUCCUAACGCCCACCCCACACAGAUUUAUGGCCAUCACAAAGAGCAAUUCUCAGACAAGAAGCAGGACAUGGGGAUGCCCAAGAAGACAGACUCCAGUGCUACCAUGGACAGCAAGGAUGAGGAUCACUCUUCCAAAUGUCAAGAUUGUAUCCACCGCCUGGAACUCGUGGUGAGAAGAAAAUUAGGGGAAGACUGGAUCUUUUUGGUGCUUCUGGGACUACUUAUGGCUCUGGUUAGCUGGAGCAUGGAUUACGUCAGUGCCAAAAGUCUUCAGGCCUACAAGUGGACCUACUACCAGAUGCAGCCCAGCCUGCCUCUCCAGUUCCUGGCCUGGGUCACCUUCCCACUUAUUCUCAUCCUCUUCAGCGCCCUCUUUUGCCACCUCAUCUCCCCCCAGGCUGUUGGCUCUGGAAUCCCUGAAAUGAAGACAAUUCUUCGUGGGGUUGUCCUGAAGGAAUACCUCACCCUCAAGGCCUUCGUAGCCAAGGUUGUUGCCCUGACUGCGGGGCUGGGCAGUGGCAUUCCUGUGGGGAAGGAGGGCCCUUUUGUCCACAUCGCCAGCAUUUGCGCUGCCGUCCUCAGCAAGUUUAUGUCGGUGUUCUGUGGGGUAUAUGAGCAGCCGUACUAUUACACUGAUAUGCUGACGGUGGGCUGUGCUGUAGGAGUUGGCUGUUGUUUUGGGACACCACUUGGAGGAGUGCUAUUUAGCAUCGAGGUCACCUCCACCUACUUUGCCGUGCGGAACUACUGGCGAGGCUUCUUUGCAGCCACAUUCAGUGCCUUUGUUUUCCGCGUGCUAGCGGUGUGGAACAAGGAUGCUGUCACCAUCACUGCUCUCUUCAGAACCAAUUUCCGAAUGGAUUUCCCCUUUGACCUGCAGGAACUUCCAGCCUUUGCCAUCAUCGGGAUUUGCUGUGGGUUCCUGGGAGCUGCAUUUGUGUAUGUGCAUCGCCAAGUCAUGCUCGGUGUCCGAAAGCACAAGGCCCUCAGCCAGUUUCUUGCAAAGCACCUCCUGCUGUAUCCUGGAAUCGUUACCUUUGUCAUCGCCUCAUUCACCUUUCCACCAGGAAUGGGUCAAUUCAUGGCUGGAGAGUUGAUGCCUCGUGAAGCCAUCAGUACCCUGUUUGACAACAAUACGUGGGUAAAACAUGUAGGUGACCCUGAAAGCCUGGGCCAGUCAGCUGUGUGGAUCCACCCACGGGUCAACGUUGUCAUCAUCAUCUUCCUCUUCUUUGUCAUGAAGUUCUGGAUGUCCAUCGUGGCCACCACUAUGCCCAUACCCUGCGGAGGCUUCAUGCCUGUGUUUGUGCUAGGAGCUGCAUUUGGAAGGCUGGUAGGAGAGAUCAUGGCCAUGCUAUUCCCUGAUGGCAUCUUGUUUGAUGGCAUCAUCUACAAGAUCCUACCUGGGGGCUAUGCAGUAAUUGGAGCAGCAGCACUGACUGGCGCAGUGUCCCACACAGUCUCCACCGCUGUGAUUUGCUUCGAAUUAACUGGUCAGAUUGCUCACAUCCUACCCAUGAUGGUGGCUGUUAUCUUGGCCAAUAUGGUGGCUCAGAGCUUGCAGCCCUCCCUCUAUGACAGCAUCAUCCAGGUCAAGAAGCUACCCUACUUGCCUGACCUUGGUUGGAACCAGCUCAGCAAAUUUACAAUCUUUGUUGAGGACAUCAUGGUACGUGAUGUGAAGUUCGUUUCAGCUUCUUGCACAUAUGGGGAGUUGAAAACUCUGCUCCAGACCACCACAGUCAAGACUUUACCACUGGUUGAUUCAAAAGAUUCAAUGAUCCUGCUGGGCUCUGUGGAGCGGUCAGAACUGCAGUCCCUCCUGCAGCGCCACCUGUGUCCUGAGCGGAGGUUGCGGGCAGCCCAGGACAUGGCAAGGAAGCUGUCGGAGCUGCCUUAUGAUGGGAAGGCGCGGCAGACCCGGGGUGGGCAUCGCAGCAUCUCAUCCCAGGGCCGACCUGAGUCCUUUGCCUUUGUGGAUGAGGAUGAAGAUGAGGACCUCUCUGGGAAGCCCGAGGUGCCUCCUCUUCCUCCUCCUCACCCCUUUCCUACUGCUCCGUUGGCCUCGGAAGAGCCCAAUGGGCCCCUGCCCAGCCACAGACAGCAGCCAGAAGCGCCAGAGCCUGCAGGUCCAAGACCCUCCAUCUUUCAAUCUCUGCUGCACUGUUUGCUGGGCAGAGCUCGCCCCAAAAAGAAGAAAACAACCCAGGAUUCAACGGAUUUAGUGGAUAACAUGUCACCUGAAGAGAUUGAAGCCUGGGAGCAGGAGCAGCUGAGCCAGCCUGUCUGUUUUGACUGCUGCUGUAUUGACCAGUCUCCCUUCCAGCUGGUGGAGCAGACGUCCCUGCACAAAACUCACACGCUGUUCUCGCUCCUUGGCCUCCACCUUGCUUAUGUGACCAGUAUGGGGAAGCUCAGGGGUGUGCUGGCCCUGGAGGAGCUGCAGAAGGCCAUUGAGGGGCACACCAAGUCUGGGGUGCAACUCCGCCCUCCUCUUGCCAGCUUCAGGAAUACAACUUCAAUUCGAAAGAAUCCUGGGGGCCCGCCCCCUCCCACAGAGGCGUGGAGCCUGCCUGAGGAUGGAACUAGGGCCACUGAGGCAGAUGAUGUGCCUCCUGCCUCCCCAGAGACCCCUGUGCCACCCCCCUCCCAAGAGCACCCCCUCUCCCUGGCUCCAGCCAAGGUGGAGAGUGACCUGGAGGAGCUGGAGCUGGUGGAGAGUCCGGGGCCAGAAGAGGAGCUGGCUGACAUCUUGCAGGGCCCAAGUCUUCGGUCCACAGAUGAGGAAGAUGAGGAUGAAGUGAUCCUUUGACCACCCCCGGACCUCUUCAUGCAGACUGUCAAGAGGCCUGGGCCAGAGGACAGAUUUGUGUGGGAGAGGGUAUGUCCUGAUGUUGGAGAGAUCACAACAAUAUCCUGGUGCCUCCUGGGCAUUUUAAAAUGUGAUAGUGACAGUCUUAGAAGAGGAGUCAGAAUUUGGGCAGAGAGUAGCCUCGGUCAAUUAUUUAGGCCAUGUCCUCCCAUCCCCAGGACACGCAGGUGGUUCUAACCCCAGUGAAGGGCCCCUGAUACUCUGUGGGGCUUCCUGAGUAUUCCUGGAGUGUGGGUAGGGAAUACCCUGCCUAUCUCUGCCUCCCCUCACUCCCCCAUGAUGCCCCAGAGUUCUCAUCCCAGUGCCUUCCUGGCCUUGCCUACCUGUCUGUCAGUUUCCACAGGGGUUGGGUCAAGGGAGGCCCGGAAUGACUGUGGCCCUG